AUGCCCACUGAUGAUGCAACUCUUGCUAAGGAGAACACAUAUGGACCAGAGAAAGCAAUUGAUGUAGAGCCUCAAGUCCCGGAAGUUGAUAAUGCUGAUGAUGUUGGCGCAAAUAAGGGGAAGGAGAAGAUUUCUGAUUCUCUCCCUAUUGUUCCUAAGUUUCCUUUCCCUCACCGGAUGCAGAAAACUAAGGUCGAUCAACAACUUGAGAUGAUCACUAAGAAAAGGGAUUAUGGUGGUGUGGAGAGAGUCGCUCUAACUGAAGAGUGCAGUGCCAUAUUGCAAAAUAAGUCUCCACCCAAACUUAAGGAUCCGGGUAGUUCUUCCAUUCCCUGUCAUGUAGGUGCAUUGUUCAUUGAUAAGGCAUUAUGUGAUUUAGGUGCAAAUCCUUCUAUAAACUAUCCUUUAGGUAUUUUGGAGGAUGCUCAUGUCCGGGUGGGGAAAUUCUACAUUCCUGUUGAUUUUGUGGUGCUAGAUAUGGAGGAGGAUAGUCAAAUCCCCAUAAUUUUGGUUAGGCCAUUUUUAUGUACUGCGGGUGAUGUUAUUGAUGUCAAGUCUGGAUCUCUUACUUUGAGUGUUGGUGAUGAUACUGUUAUUUUUAAUCUAACCAAUGCUUUGAAGUCUCCUAUGCUCGAGAAUACUUGUUGCAGGAUUGAUAUUGUAGAAGAGAUUUCUCUAGACAACAUCCCUAGAAUGUUGUAUGAUGAUCCAUUGAUGGCGACUCUCACCUUGGAGGCUCAAAAAGGAGAAGGAGAUAAUGAGAUUGAUUCCUUGAUCUCGUAUUUAGAUGGAAUUGAAGCUGAGAAGGUCAAUGGUUUUGAGGAUUUUCCUGUGAUCGUUAAUGCUACACUCGACGAUAGCCAGCUUUCUAAGCUUCUGACUGUGCUCCGUAUGCACAAAAAGGCAAUCGGGUAUAGCAUUGACGAUUUCAAGGGCAUUAGUCCUGACUUUUGUAUGCAUAGAAUUAAUUUGGAAGCAGAUCACCGCCCUCGCAUCCACCCACAACGUCGUUUGAAUCUUAAUAUGCAAGAUGUGAUCCCCAUUGACGCAAACAACCAGGAGAAGACGGCGUUCACUUGUCCUUAUGGAACUUUUGCAUAUCGCAGAAUGCCGUUUGGUUUGUGCAACGCCCCUGCUACAUUUCAAAGUGAAUUUGGUAUUAAAUUGGGAAAAGUACCACUUUUGGUCAAUGAAGGAGUGGUACUUGGUCAUCUUAUUUUUGAGCGUGGCAUCCAAGUUGACCGAGCAAAAGUUGAGGUGAUUGAGAAACUUCCCCCUCCCGUGAAUAUCAAGGGAGUGAGGAGUUUUCUCGGUCAUGCAAGAUUCUAUCGCCGUAUUAUAAAAGAUUUUUCUAAAAUUGCGAAACCCCUCACUCAAUUAUUGCUCAAGGAUGCCACGUUUGAGUUCAUUGAUGCUUGUUUGGAGUAUUUUGACAGGCUCAAGAAAGCAUUAAUAACUGCUCCAAUCAUUCAGCCUCCAGAUUGGGAUUUGCCAUUCGAAAUUAUGUGCGAUGCUAGUGAUUAUGCUUUUGGAGCAGUGCUUGGCCAGAGAAAGAACAAGGUGUUUUAUGCCAUCUAUUAUGCAAGCAAAACCGUGGAUGGAGCUUAG
Molecule: messenger RNA, 1608 nt
Organism: Spinacia oleracea (spinach)
Lineage: Eukaryota; Viridiplantae; Streptophyta; Magnoliopsida; Caryophyllales; Amaranthaceae
Exons: 6
Coding region: 1-1608 (535 amino acids)
Source: RefSeq, a predicted model, not a curated record